AAGCAGGUUUAAUGGUUCUUCCUUCAUUGCAGCAGAUCACUUUCACUUUGACGACGCAGAGAGAUGAACUGAACUUCAGCUGAACAUGGAGCUGCUCAUGCUCCUUUUAGUGACUGUUAGUCCUCUUAUAUCUGACGGGUUGACUGUGCGCGGUCCGUCUGCUCCUCUGGUGGCUCCUCUGGGAUCUUCAGUGGUUUUGCUCUGUUAUGUUGAUGACCCUUUACCAGUGGAAGAUCUGGAGGUGGAGUGGAGAAGACCAGACUCUGAGACUUUAGUUCAUCUGUAUCAGGACGGUAAGAGUCAAACAGAAGUCCAGGAGCAGGAUUAUCAGGACAGAGCUCAUUUCUUCAAUGAGGAGUUUCAACAUGGAAACUUCUCCCUCCGUCUGGACGAUCUGAGAACUGAAGAUGAGGGACAAUACACAUGUACAGUUCACGGUCAGCAAGAGUCUGGAGAGACUGUGGUUCAAAUAAACAUUGAUGUUGAGCGUUUGCUAGUAUCAGGAUCGAGUCGCUCUAUAUCUGCUUAUGUUGGUGAAGAUGUCACUCUGAACUGCUCUAUAGACUCUAACAUCACACUUCAAGACACUGAACAGGUUUUAUGGAAGAAGACAGAUGAAGAUGAAGAUAUUAUGGUUCUGCUCUUCCAAGACCAAGUGGUUAGACCAGAGGCAUCAGAUGAGCGAUACGGAGAAAGAGUUGAGUUCUUCACUGAUGAAAUCCCCAAAUUAAACUUCUCUCUCAGACUGAAGAGCAUCAGAACUGAGGAUAAAGGAAUUUACAUGUGUGAGGUGUUGGCUGGAGGACUUUCAGCCAAUACAACUGUAGAACUGGAGCAACUGGGUUUCUCUGUUUUACACAUCGUGGUGUUGGUUCUCUGUAUUUCUGCGUUUGGAUCUGCUCUUCUGCUCUGCUGCCUGAUCUACUGCAGAUCCCUACAUAAAGGUUUUUUUGGCCAGCAUACUUAUAACCAUAAAUUUAAUCUGGGAUCUUCAGUGGUUUUACCCUGUCAUGUUGAUGAAUGCUUAUUAAAGAAAAGUCUGAAGGUGGAGUGGAGAAGAAAAGACACAAAGACUCUGGUUCAUCUGUAUCAGGACGGAGAGAGUCAAACAGAGAAACAGCAGCAGGAUUAUCAGAACAGAGCUCAUUUCUUCACUGAUCAGAUUCAACACGGAAACUUCUCCCUCCGUCUGGACAAACUGAGAGCUGAAGAUGCUGGAGAAUACACAUGUAAAGUUCACUGUGGCCUUUUUACAGUGACCAGGACAGAAGAGACAAGUUUGGUACCACAAUUCAAGGUGAAAGGUUCCUUUGGUAAUCAGACGGUUCCUCUUGGAGGUUCAGUGGUUUUGUCCUGUCAGGUUGAUGAAAGCUUGUUAGAGAAAAGUCUGAAGGUGGAGUGGAGAAGAGCAGACUCAGACACUCUGGUUCAUCUGUAUGAAGACGGAGAAAGUCGAGCAAAUAAACAGCACAAAGACUAUCAGGAUAGAGCUAAUUUCAUUACUGAUGAAAUUGAAGAGGGAAACCUCUCCCUCCGUCUGGACAAACUGAGAGCUGAAGAUGCUGGAAAGUACACAUGUAAAGUUUACAGUGAGCAGAACUGUGUGCAUUCAGCCGACGCAGAGCUUGAGAUGGGGUUUGCUGUACAAUGUUUUCGUCACACACUCGUUCCUCUGGGAUCUUCAGUGGUUUUACCCUCUUAUGUUGAUAAACCUUUACCUGUGGAGGAUCUGAGAGUGGAAUGGGAGAGAGAAUACACUACUGUUCAUCUGUAUGAAGAUGGUCAAGCAAACACACCGGACCAGGAUUAUCAGGAUAGAGCUUGUUUCUUCACUGAUCAGUUUCAGAGUGGAAACUUCUCCCUCCGUCUGGAUGAUCUGAGAGAAGAAGAUGCUGGAGAAUACACAUGUACAGUUUACAGUGAGCAAGAUACUGUGUUUUCAGUCGAGACAAAUUUGGUACCAAGACUACUAGACGUCUUUCGUCUGCACAUGUCUCUAGUCUUCUGUCCAAAUCUUCUGAUGUUUCUAGCUUUCGUCCUCUGGGGUGUUUCUGAAGGAUCUGUGAGUGAGACGGUGUGUUGUUGUGCUCUUUAUUUUCUGAGACCUCUCCUGUUGCUCUGGGCAGCUCCGUAUAUUGAUCAUUUUACAGGCAAAAUGAACUCAUUGAUUCUGGAAUACAGUUAUGUGGUGGAGUAUUUAGCUCUCUCACUUGUUGUUUAUUCAGCUCUUUUUAAAAGUGCUUGGCAAAAGCUUCAGAAUUAUGAUGUGUUUGAAAGAGCCAUGAUAAUAGCACUGUUUGUGAUCGUGUAUGUGUGCUGCCUCUGCAAAAUCAUUUACCUUUUAGUUUCAGAGGUCUGGAAGAAAACUGGACGGAUAGUUAAAAUAUUUGAUCUUGUGGCUGAUAUGACCUUUCAAAUUCUGCCCACUUUACAAUUCAUCCUCCUCUUCUACACGUUUGGAGCCGGUGGUGAAGCAGGGUUGAUCAUGAUUGUGGUUUUACCAGUCUUUAUGAUGAUGAUGACAAAUGACAGAUGGCUUAUUAGAUGCAGAUAUGGCCUCGACUUAUCACUUUCAGUCGUGAGGACAGUGAUGUUAAUCUUCAUAUUAGUGACGAAUGCACUGAUGAUCGGCCUUUACAUAUUCACUCUGGAAAAUCAAACAGAUCCGAUCGGAUGGGGCUGUGUGAUGGUGUUUCUGCAGAUACUCUGGACCGUCAUGUUCUUCACAGAUGAUGUUUUCUACGUUUCUCUCAGUUUGUCUCGAGGUAGAGUAUCGAUCUUCUUCUUUGAUCAUCUUCUCUGUCUGAUGUUUCUCUGCUUCAGUUUGUGUUCGUGUAGUUCUCAAUAUUAAACAGCACAGGAUCAGAAAUAUAAAGCAGUCUGUGUGUGUUCAGAAAACACUGAAUUAUAGGAGUAAACUUGUAAAUCUGAUUCCUGAUGGAAACAUCAUCAUCAGUUAUCAUCAGAUCAUAGUUUCAGACUAAUAACAGAAUAUGAAUCAGUGAUGAACACACAACUGUAAUCUGUUUCUGUUGAUCCUGAACUCUGAACUGAAAUGAUUUAAUUCAUGAAUGUUUAAGAGUACAGUGCUAAGAUUGAUCUCUUUAUAAAGAAGACACUCAGAGUAUUAUUGCUGAAGUGAAUAAAGCACUAAACACUCAGAGUAUAGUCUAUAUUUAAUAAGACCGGUCUAACUGUAAAACUGAUCAAGCUGUGAUCUCAGUGUUGAGCUGAUUUCAUC
Carassius auratus (goldfish) is the source of this 3241-nucleotide messenger RNA. RefSeq lists its product as uncharacterized. The record is from RefSeq and is a predicted model, not a curated record. NCBI's taxonomy places the organism in Eukaryota, Metazoa, Chordata, Actinopteri, Cypriniformes, Cyprinidae. Gene Ontology annotation, biological process: T cell costimulation; negative regulation of T cell proliferation; immune response. The transcript has 15 exons. Gene Ontology annotation, cellular component: external side of plasma membrane. Bases 86 to 2851 code for a protein of 921 amino acids.